Pseudomassariella vexata is the source of this 255-nucleotide messenger RNA. RefSeq lists its product as uncharacterized. The record is from RefSeq and is a predicted model, not a curated record. Lineage: Eukaryota; Fungi; Ascomycota; Sordariomycetes; Amphisphaeriales; Pseudomassariaceae. The transcript has 2 exons. Bases 1 to 255 code for a protein of 84 amino acids.
AUGGUAUUCCUGGUGAAGCGGACAUUGUGGACCCAGGUCCUCGAGCCCCACGCCUUCAUCACCAAUUCCGGUCUCUGGAUCUUCUAUGCCCGGCCGCCUCGCAACACCGGCCAGGUGGUUGACGAGUACGACAAGGCGACCCUGAACAUUUGGCCCACAAUCCUGACGUGGAGGGCGCCGACGACGGUGGGAGUUACUUUCCCCAGUUCAACCAUCACCUGUCUGCGUGUGGACACGAUUACUGAGGGGAAUUGA